Molecule: messenger RNA, 4789 nt
Organism: Owenia fusiformis
Lineage: Eukaryota; Metazoa; Annelida; Polychaeta; Sabellida; Oweniidae
Source: the annotation of a GenBank genome assembly
AUGUGCGCGUCCCGCCUGACUAGGCCGAUUGAAGCAAGCACGUGUGUGCGUCUUCCGGCUAUCUUUGCCGAUCGAAGCAAGUUCAUGCGUGCGUGUCCCGCCUGUCUUGGCCCAUCGAAACAAGUGCAUAUGUACGUUUCCCGCCUGUCUGGGCCGAUCGAAACAAAUACGUUUUCCCGCCUGCUUGGUCCAAUCGAAGCAGGGCCAAGAUCAUUUAAAGUAAAAACUCAGCAUGUCUUCCAACAAAGGAAGGAAUAUUUAUGAGAUAUCCUCCAUUUCCAACUCAACCAAGGAACCAGUCAAUGUUGGUCUUACGGCGCAAAAAGAGGAACCUUUACACAUAGGUCUCGUGGUCGAUGAAGAACUCGUCCACGCUGGUCUAAAUGGACCUGAAGAAGAUACUCCUCCAACACCGAGGUAUAAUAGUUACACAUCAGAACCCAUAUAUGCUGAGAUAAAAGUACCAUCAAAGCUUGCAAAAUGUGCCAAGAUCUUACCAUGGGUAGUUGUAGGUCUAGCCAUUGCUGCAGGAAUUGCAAUGGUAGCGAUGCACUUUGCUGGACUAUUGAUAGCAACUCAUGAUAUAACAACUGAUUUGACAACCACAACAACCCCUACAUCAACGCCAUCAAUUCCUACAACAAUUACAACAGCUACCACUAAAACUCAAGGGAGAACCACAAAGACUCAAGGGACAAUCACAACGACUUCAGCCACAACUACAAAGACUUCAAUAAGAACCACAAAAAUUCCAGUAACAACCACAACAACGACUCCGGUAACAACCACAACAAUACCCACAACAGAACCUACAACGGAGCCUACUACAAUUCCCACAACUGAACCCACAAAGGAGCCUACUACAACACCCACAACUGAACCCACAACGGAGCAUACUACAAUACCCACAACAGAACCUACUACUGUACCCACAACGGAACCUACAACAAUACCCACCACAGUCCCCACAACUGAACCCACAACGGAGCCUACUACAAUACCCACAACUGAACCCACAACGGAACCUACAACAAUACCCACCACAGUCCCCACAACUGAACCCACAACGGAGCCUACUACAAUACUCACAACUGAACCCACAACUGAACCCACAACGGAACCUGCAACAAUACCCACCACAACCUCUCCGGUUACAAACACAACCACUCCAUUGUCAACCACAACAACCACCCAAGCUACAUCCACCACAACUCCUUUGGCAACAACUGCCACGGUAUUAAUCGAUGGACUAGAAGCCAGAAUAGUUAUUUAUGGUAUCUGGAGCACUUGGUCAGCAUGGGUAGGAUGUAGUGUAAGUUGUGGAGAGGGGGUACAGAGAAGAACACGUGUUUGCCAGAAAUCGUCCCUAGCUGAUAUUGACUGUGAUGGUCCAGAGGAGGUCACUAGAGCAUGCAACAAUGGCAGGUGUCCAGACUGCAGCAGGGUUUGUCAGACAGGCCAAGAAUUGAGCCAGAACUGCACAGCAUGUAAAUGCCCAAUGACAACAAGGUACGUCAAUGUGUACAAUACGAAACAUGUCCCUCUAGCUGGGGUCAGGAUAGCCCUAAAAGACCUGAAGUAUGAGACUAUUGGGUAUACCAAUAUAUCAGGGGUUCUAGAAAUGCCUGGACUGUGUGAUAAUGCUGAACUUGUGAGCGAGAAAGACAAAUACAUGACCAGUGUCACUUCCAUAGGACAUGAAGAUGGAUCAUCCUUUGAGAUCAUUAUGCAAACGUUGGAGGGAAUAGAAAUAACACACCAUCCUUUGAGUAAAGUUGCUCUUCUAGGAGACAAUGUUAACUUUACAUGCCAAGCAAUUGGUAAACCACCUCCAGAUACAUACACAUGGUACAAGAAUGGUAAAGAAAUCACAUCAGCUGGGAGUAACAUGAACGUACUAAUCAUACAAAAUGUGAAGACCAACGACAGUGCUUCCUACAUGUGUUUCGCACAGUCUGACUUUAGUGUUGCUUAUUCUAAUGCAGCUACACUCAUUGUUAAAGAUGAUGGUGACAGUUUUUGUGACCCUGUUCCAAUAUCGAAUCUCAAAUCACUUCCCAAGGACUGUCCACAAGUUGGUGAAACACCAUAUUCCUAUGACGUCAGGAAAUGUCAUGGUAACCCAUGUAUAAAACAACCAAUUACAAACGAGGAAGAAUAUUGCUGUGGUCCAAUCAAACAAGAACUGAGGACAUUGAACUGUGGCACAUAUACUAUUGAUAUUGCAGAUACUAUCGAAUGUGGUUGUAAGAUAUGUAACCAAGUUAAGGUUAAUGAAAAUGUUCUGAUAUCUGAUCAAGAGGUAUAUUUAAGUGGGUAUGCCUAUGAUAUACUUGACAAAGGUGUUCCCCUUAGAUUUGGUGAGAUUUUCCUCUUUGAUGAGUUAGUUACCCAAACAAGCGUCAGUGGUGAGUUUACACUUCUUGUGCGAAAAGAUGCAUCGAGGCUUGUUAUUACAAUCAAAGAGGGUGGUCAUAAGCAAAACUUUAUCGAAACUACAAAGAUAAUUGUUGUUCCAAAUGAUUUUACAGGAACUCUUUAUAGAGAUAUUCCUAUGCUGAGGAAAAAUACGAUAGUUGAAAUAUCUUCUUCUGAUAUCAAUACAUUAAACCUGGCAAACACAAGCUCAAAUGUAUCCCUAGCUGAAGUGAUCAUUCCUGAUGGUGCAUUUUAUAACAAGAAUGGCACACAAUACACUGGACAAGUUCAGGCAAGUAUUAACUUCCUUGAUCCAAGAGACAUUGAUAGUGUCGACACGAUGCCUGGAGAUCUGACAUUUUUGGAUAGCAAUGGACAGGCAGCAAACCUACAGAGCUUUGGUAUGUUUCACAUGAGUUUUGAGGACACUGAAGGAAAUGAACUGAGCAUUGAAGGUGAUGUAGAAAUGGCCAUAAGUGCUGACCGCAUAGGACAAAAUGAAACCACAAACGUUAUGCUUUGGUCUUUAAAUCCCUCUUCAGGGAGAUGGGAACUAGAAGGGUCAUUGAGAAAAGGCUUCUCAAAAAGAAAGAAGCGAAGUCAAUCAGCAUUUGAGAGUGACUUUUUCAUAGGAGAUACCAAGAUUGUGGGACGAUAUUGGUUCAACUUUGACAGAAUUAAUGACAACUACUGUUUUGUAAACAUUAAAGCAUAUGAUGAUGAUACAAUGACGACAAGAAUACCACAGGCUUCUACCAAUGAGCCAACUGUAAUUGCGAGAGAUAGGGAAGAGAGAUGGCAGCAUAUAACCGGUAAACAGAGCUUUGUGCAUGUUAAUUUGCCUAAUAUUGGUUCUGAUGGGGACUGUAUUUUAACCAUGUGUGAGGCUGACCACUUCCAUGGAUACCUAACAUUUGACACAAUUGACGGACCACUUCAUGGCUCCACUACAUUUGUGCCAUCAUCAGUCCCAAAUGUGACAAUCGCAUGGGCAGAGAUUCGACCCGGGGCUCAUCAAUACACAGUAUUGAACACAACAGUCAGCCCAUUGACAACGUCAGGCCCUUUAUAUGACAGCCAGAAAUCAACAUGUUAUGAUGAAGACAGUGCAUUCUGCGUGUAUUGCUCUAACUUAGUUGAGAAGGAACCAACAUGCAUGCUUUGUGACCGAAUGGCUUGUCAAUAUUCCUAUACACGGGCUUAUAUAAACUGUAAGGCUAGUGGAAGGAAUAAUCCACACUAUAGAUUCUAUAGACCAACCAACACAUUCAUUGAAUAUACGGCAUGUACCAGUAUAUCUGAAUGUUUUAAUACAGACUCCCUUUAUCCGUUGAUUUGGUUUCCAAAUGCCCCAGCUGUAUAUUGGGCAUGGUAUAUCAAAGUCAGGGUGGAGGUUUGGAGUAAUGGCAUUAAUGAAGGAACGCUGUACCCAGAUGAAUCUAGGGUCAUUGUAUCUAGCUAUGGGGGUGACCAUAUUGAAACGAAGUACAAGCUGUUUGGUAAUAGAGAGGAUGUGACCAAAGAUAGGACAGUUUGUCUAGAAUACAAGGGAAGUGGGGACAUCAUAACCUCAGGACUCCAAGGCGCUGACGAUGAGACUAUAAUUGGAGUCUUGGCUGUGGGUACAGAAUGCGUAGCAGACAUGACAGAUGCACUAAAGAACUAUCAGUAUGACCCAAAUUUCGCUUUAUUCAAACUACCCACUGGAACCAUACAUGCUGGGAAAAGCUCGGGGUUAUAUUUUGCUGAUAGCUCGAACAUGGAGACAGCGAGACAGAAAGCUAAGGCAGCGUGUGAAUGCAGUGACGCACAGCAUAACUUUGUGCGAUGUAAUAACCCGCAACCAACAACAGGGUUCGGUGUAUUGGUAAAGUGUAGAAGAACAGAUACAUGAGAAUGAAGACCAAUUCACACAUAGACAUGAUAUGCAUUCUUCAUUUUACAAUAGAUGAACGAUCAUUUUUAGAUCUAGUUAAAUUGACAUAUCCACGUCUAUUUCAUAAUUUGAAGUUUGCCUUUGAGUGAAAAACUAUUUAAUCGUAUCAUAAUGAGGAACUAAGUUGGUCCUUAUGCCGGUCAAAAGGUCAAAACGUUGACCUUACAAAGUUAUCCGAUCCGAUCCGAUCAUAAGUUCGAAUAACAGUCACGUUUCAAAUAUUAAUUGUGUGACAUGUACGAGACCAAUGGUAAAGGCCCACUCUGCGUAUUUUCAACGGUUUGGGGCAAAAUAAAGACUUAUAUUUGAAUUUCAUAGUAUGUCCAAUGUAUUGAUAAGAACCUUAUCUUUCAUUUGACGCCAACAACAGCUCAAACGGACCUCGUCAAAGCUUACAAUAAAUUGUCAAAAAAUAUUUUCGAUCUGUCAAGCUUU